AUGCUCUCCAAGAUGCUGAACACCAAUGCUGUGAAGUUUCUGAUCUUUCCUGUGAUGGGAAAUGCUGACAUCAUAGAGCACUUCCAGAAGCUCAAAGAGGAUUCUGAGGUGCAGUCGGUUGUUUUGCUGAACUGUGGAGCCAGUGUAGAUCUCCAGAAGCACCUGCAGCAGGUAGGAGACCAUGUGAAGUGCUUUGUCAUCGAUGCACAUCGCCCUGUAAUGCUGGAGAACAUGUCGAAGCACAACCAACGAGUUGUGGUUCUUGACGACGAUCCGAUUGCAGAGAAUCGAGGAGAGCGUCCUCCGAUUGAGGAAUUUGAUGAAAGCGACGCAAGCAAUUCCGAGGAUGACAAGGAGAAUGACCAUGAUCCCAACGAGAGCGAAGUUGUCAAGAACCAGAAACGUCGGAUAGACAGACAGGAGCGGCUUCGCCGGAAGCGCCGGCGCCUGCGAGAGCAUACUCUCACAUCGUACCAUGCAAUGCCGGUGUCCAUGUCAGUCUUCCAGAUGGCGAAACAGGCAGCAGAACCUUCAAAGGACUUCCUUUGGCUGGCAGCUGUGGGCGUGUUGGGCUACAUGGACUUGGGCCUCAUGAGUGAGCAUCAGUACAGUCGAUUGGCAUGGGAGGGGCUGAAAGAGGCUUUAGACAGUACCAACGACACGCUCUUGUCCAACAGCGGUGUUCGCUCCACGGGACCAACCCAGACAGAUGGUGAUGAGUCAGACGAAGAGCGAUCCGCCAAACCGGUGAGAAGUGUGGAACAACGACGACUUCGAUUUGAAAGUGAUCUCAGGUUGACCCUCUACAAGCAUUGGAAUCUGGAAGAAUCGAUGAUGCAUAGUGCUUAUGUCUACGGGACUUUUGAGCUGCACCGGGAUAUUGGUUUGAGAGCGCUGAAGUCUUUCUUCGCAACCUCUGGUCUUAUGCCUAGUGACUACACCCAAGUCUUCCGGCACAUGUCAGCACCUGUACGCACAUCACUCCGCAAGAUCUUCGCAGAUCAUGGAAAGGCAUAUGGCUUGACUGAGAAUCGCAUCUUCUUGGACCAGUUUGUGCAGGACCUGGGCAGCUUGCAGAAGGAGAAUGACCUUCAGCCACAAAUCUCAUGUUCUGAUGUUGUCCACAUUAUUUUUUCCUUGCUCUGUGGUUCCAGUUCGGCUUUGGAAGCGGUGCCUCUAGCAGAACAUAAGGACCAUGAUGCCAUCAACCGCAUGGAGAAAGAAGCAAUGUGGGACAAUUUCUAUCGGGCAUUUGAUGCUGUGAUGUGUACCAAUGCAGGUCUGAUGCGUCAGGGCAUCGUGGAGGCCGUGGAAAUGGCCAAGGCAGUGCAGACUUUGGCCCGUCAAAUCAGGGACACAAAAGCCAUGAAGGCAACCAAGCGGUUUAGAUGGUGCAAAAUUGACCAGCCACCAAUGAUCUUCCGGCAUACCUUGGCGGUCAGAAAGCUCGCAAUGUGGCUCUCGCAGACGCUUUACUCGUUCAAAGCGCGUGGUCAUGGGUCAGAGCUGGAACGUCCACUACUGGUGGUGGUCCGUGAUGUGAUCAGUGAGACGUACCUCUGCGUUGGGGCAACGCCUCAAUCGGUGUCAGAUCAAGACGAGUUUGGAAUGCUCUUCCGAGAGGUCUUCAAAAAGAACACUUCUUUGCGGUACCGUUAUGACUUCUUUGACAAGUCCUGCAUUGGAGUCGCUGCAGAUGACAUUGACCGAUUCCUGAAUGCCGCUAUGCCUCUAAGUGACUAUGCCACUAUGCUGUGUCUAACAGUGCUGUCUGUUCUCGCUGCAAAAAAGUUGACCGCAACUGUUGUGGAUGUGACAGGGGACAAGAGCAAGAAAGAUAUUGGAGAAAUGUUCUGCGUCACCAUGUCGCGCCGAGAUGAGGAGGCACAGAAGCUGGGUGGUUUCAAUAUCACGCUUCGAGAAAACAUCGCUCGUUACUUCGGUGUGCCGGUCCGGGUGCACAGAUGGGCUGCUGGCAACAACGGCGGACUUGCGCUGGUCAAGACUAUGGCAGCUGCUGAGCCGGACUAUUAUGAGCUUCUGGGUGUCUCCAAGGGUGCCACACUGCAGGAGAUCCGUGCAGAAUUCCGUAAAAAAGUCUUGGCAGAGCACCCGGACAAGGGCGGUGAUCCCAAGAAGUUCCAAUUGCUGAACAAGGCGUACAAUGUCCUCACAGACCAGGACAAGCGACGUCGCUAUGACACCACUGGAAGAACAGACAGGACCGCAGAGGAGGAGUUUGCAGAGUCCUUUGGUGGAGGCCGACUGUCAAAAGAGCAGCGGCCAAAGGAGGCAGAUGAAAGGGCAGUUGUCAACAUGGAGGAGCGCAUCUCCAAAGGUCCUCAGGGUGAGCACGAGGAGGGCUUCUCGGAAUGGCUACGACAGCGUGACCAGCAAGAAAUGGUCAUGACAGACAAGGACUUCAUGAAGACAGCUCUUUUCAAUGCGGCAGAGAUGACGUCACAAGUGAAACAUUCCGGGCUGGUGCAGCAUGUCUUGGGCUCGCCAAAGACAGAUGCUUAUGGACAGACACUGGGAGGUGCCGUGCAAGUACAGUCAAAGCCAAAACCAGUCAAGAAGACCAUUGACCAUGAUGAACUCUUAGUGCGAAUGUUGGCAGUCCCCGUGGACGACUCCAUGGUGUAUGCAGAGUUGAACAAGAGCGGAGUUUGCCUUGGAAUGACUGGCGUUGGGAGGAUUGAGCAGGCCGGCACAAGAUGUGCGGAACUGAAGGAGGAGGAUGCGGUGCUCAUCUUGCCAAAGCCGACCAAAUUCUCCUCACAGAGGCCAAUUGGUUCCGCGCGCACAUUGCUCCACUGCAAUGAAGAGGAUGUGAUUCGCAUUCCAGCAGAUGUUCUGGAAGAGCUCACUCCGGAGCAGAUCUGUUUGGCUCCAACCAUUGUCUGCGCCUAUUUGCUCCUGGAGAUCUUCGGGGCAAAGUUGAAGCCAGGUGAUUCGGUUCUGCUCAAUGCCGCACACCUCAGCGCAGCGGGAUCCUCUCUGUUGCAGCUUUGCAAGCUCUUGAAAUUGAAGCCCCUCUGCUUGCUGCCUUUGCCGGGAGCACCCAAGCACUUGGUGAAGGGCGAGUACGGCUCCAAGAGCGCUUGGCAGGAUGCUGAGACGCGAUCGCAGCCAACGAAGAAUGUGCAGAGCCAAUACGAACGCAUCAGCGAGUGGUUGCUGACCAUGGGUGCAGAAGAGGUCUUCCCAGACGCUGUGGCGUUGCUGCGAUGGCGUGACCGCAACCAGCGCAUGCUCCCAAAACUGGCCUUGGAUGGCAUUGCCACAAGAGAUUCAGCUGAGCAGCUGAUCCAUUGUUUGCAGCCAGGGGACAAGGACGCUCAAAUGGUGGUGUAUGGCCAUGGUGUGCAGCAGCCGAUUGAGAUCGCGCCACCUCUAUUGGCAGCAUGGGGUGGAAGCUUGAUUGGUUUCAACAUCGCACGCUGGGUCCAUGCUCUUUCUGCCAAUGCCAAGAAGAUGAUGGCAGUUAUGGAGAACAUCACCAAACUUGUACGCGCCAACAAGUUCACUUUGGACACUGUGCUUUACAAAGUGGGCGAAGACGCGAUCAGCGAUGCUUUUGGCCGAGCAGCUGAUGCCUCCGACAGUGCGCAGGUGGUCUUGAUCUUUCCCACGCUGCGCGAGGAGUUGCAGAGCAACCCUGAACCAAUGGAUGAUCCUGCGCCCCGUGGAGCUGCCAAGGGUCCAGAUGGUGCGAAAAAGAAGGAAGAGGACGAACGCGAGAAAUUGAAGGAAGACUGGCUGAAGCUGCUCUUCACAGACCGCAGCGUGGCAGCUGGUGCACCUGAAGGUCCGUUGCCAAGUGUCUUGGAGGUUGGUGAGCAGAGGCGACCAGAGUCGCUGGUCGUCUGGCUGGGUGACAAUCCCAAGUCGGAGAACAUUGCGCUCAAGGACGUCUCCAAUGUGCUGGGACGAGCUGGUUUGGUGUCGCUCUCUUGGUCGCAACAUCCUGCUGGUGAAGGAAUGUUGGAGUUUGAGGUUUCCUCGUCAGAAGUUACGGAUGGCACCUGGUACAUGCGCAAUCGGCAGUCGUUUGAAAACGAGGACCUGGACAUGUUGCACGAUGUGGAGGUCUUGGGCCGUUCUUUGGUCGAAGCCUUGGAACCGAAGCUGAAGCAGAGCGGUCUGGGCUGGAAAAAUGUGAUCCUGUGCGGCUUUGGAAAGGGCGCUGGUGUGGCAUUGUAUGCGGCCCUGAUGAAGCUGAUCCCGCAGCCGGUGUCUGCCAUGAUCUUCUUUAGUCCAAUUGUGGCGUUCCCAGGCUACCUGGCAGAACGCCUUGGCAGCAUGGCUCGUGAUACGAAAACUGUGAAGACCUUCAUCGUGUGGGGCAACCGCAACAAGUCCACCCCAGGCUCCUACCGGCAACUUCUGGCCCAGGCGCUUCGAAAGGCACCCGAGGUGCACUUGACUCCUGACACUCUGCCGGAGGGCGACCACACCUUCGAUGUGAAGAGUUUUGGAGUGCUCAGCUCUCUGCUGCCACUGUGCUUGCCUCGAUGA
Messenger RNA from Cladocopium goreaui, 4521 nucleotides. Lineage: Eukaryota; Dinophyceae; Suessiales; Symbiodiniaceae. The record is from the annotation of a GenBank genome assembly.